Messenger RNA from Symbiodinium natans, 1977 nucleotides. NCBI's taxonomy places the organism in Eukaryota, Dinophyceae, Suessiales, Symbiodiniaceae. The record is from the annotation of a GenBank genome assembly.
AUGCUCGCCACGGCGGAACUCCAAGCUCAGAAUCCCGCCCGGAAAGAGGUGUGGCAAGGCCACGCAACCAAGUUUGCCAAGAUCUCGCCCACCCUGGAGCACGUUUGUCCCUUUGGCUUCUUCCUGGUAAGGCUGAGCCACUGGUCCUCCUGCCUGCUUGCGGCUUGGGACCACUCUUCAUGCGACACCUUCCGCAGCGAUCCCAUCCGUAUCACCAGGCUCGUCCUUGGUGCCUAUGGCAGCCAUUAUGGGCUAAGGCCGCAUGAGGAGCUCAUCGUCUUCUGGAACACGCGCUGGAGCCGCCUCUUCGAGUACUGGGCCACCACGAUGCAGAGGGUUCGAAACUGGCAGAAGCCGUUCCAGUCAACUUUCGACGCCAGCGACCGCCUUCGCAUGAACUGCGAUGAGUCGAGCGAGGUGCAGGAUUUCGCCGACUUUUCCGAGACGGACAGAACUCCCGAGGUUGCUACUUGGACGGAACUCCGCCGCAGACUGGAAGCUGCCUAUCACAAGGCCGACGAAAAUUCCAGAAGGAUCUCGAUGCAUCUGACGUUCUUCAUGUGGCAGCACUCCAACGAAUCGGAGUUUGCGGCCCACAUCGCGGAGUGCCCCCUGGGUAUGCUGGCCUUGUCCUUGCACCGCUUGAUCGUGUAUCUGCGGUUCCUGUCGGAGCAGGUGCCGCUUGAGCUCAAUCAUGCGGUCCGCAUUGCGCACGCAGCCGAAGACGCAUUUCCAGAUUUGCUUCCGGCCCUCCUGGAAGCCGAGUGGCCGCUGCUGACCUUCCUGAGCAUGGGCACCCAAAUUGUGCAGUGGAGGUCGCGGGCUGGCACGGACUCCUACCAGACGAAGCCCUUCACCCUUGACUUCUUCCCUGCAGAGCUUCUCACCUCCAGGGCGGAGCGGAAGCAGCUCUCCGAGUUGGCCGCCAGCGGUGCUCAGCUGCUGGGCAACCUGAGGCAGAAGCUCCAGGCGUGGCCCAGUGCCGCGUACCAGAAGCUGCUGAAAGCGUUGCUGAGACAUCUUGAGGCGGAAGUCCAUCGCCCGGGCAGCCACCAGAUCGUCUUCAUGACGAUGGUGUACGGCCGGCGCUACGCCAAGUACCUCAAGGGGUGGCUGCAAAGGGCCGCUGCUCUGGGACACCUGCCGCGGCUGCUAGUGUUCUGCGUGGAUGAGCACGCCAAAGAAGAAUGCGACAAGGCGCACCUUGAGCCAAGCUACUGCAUCGCCGGCAAGCAGAAGACGGCGGCCAACAAGUUUCACAUGAUGGCCGCGAUCAUCAACUUGGGCUUCGACGUCCUCUAUCUGGAUUUCGACUUGGUACUCUUCAAGGAUCCCCUACCCGAGAUCCUGUCGCACUAUGACAAGGCCGAGCUUCUCAUGACCCGAGAUUUUGGAUCCGAGUGCCUCAACAUUGGCGUGGUCUACGCGAAAGCCCACGCCGACACGGCAGAGUUCUUACAAGAGCUCAUCGUGUGGCUCUGGAACCAUCCCUACGAGUUUUGUCAGAAGGCCUUUGCCGGCAUGAUGGGCCAAGAGGACAUCCAGUACAACGACCUGUUUGGAGACCCCGUGCGAGCAGUUCCUCGCUGGGGCUUCCUGGACUCACUGAACCUUUUCGUCACCAGCACUAUCUACAACGGCGAUGUGCAGGGGUGGACUGGAGAGAUGGACAAGAUCAUCAUCUUUCACUUCCUUGACAGCACGGGCGACGUGGCCCCCGAGUUUGCGCUGAAGGGCGGCUAUGUGAACCUCUUUGACGGCUUCUACGACAACCCACGCCUGAAUCUGUCUGACAUUGAAACGCCCCUCUACGAGCAGGAUGACCAGAUUCGCGCCUCCCUCAUGGACUCAAGGCAGGCUUUUCCGGCGCAGAUUUGGCCGUGCCUCAACACCGACCCGUCCUCCCUCCCCCAGUGGAAGAAGAUACAGCGGAAUGAGAUACUGAGCCGAUCAGAGCUGCGCCCGGUCGAGAUAUGA